Messenger RNA from Cyclospora cayetanensis, 720 nucleotides. Its product is annotated as proteasome subunit beta type-1-like. The transcript is spliced from 7 exons. Bases 1 to 720 code for a protein of 239 amino acids. Gene Ontology annotation, cellular component: proteasome core complex. NCBI's taxonomy places the organism in Eukaryota, Apicomplexa, Conoidasida, Eucoccidiorida, Eimeriidae. The record is from RefSeq and is a predicted model, not a curated record.
AUGAUGAACUGCAUGGACUUUCCGGCGCCUCGAGAAGAUGGGGUCGCUCCUGCGGAGAUUUCAAGCCGUCACGGCAGGGGCGGAUUCAACCCCUAUGUAAACAAUGGCGGGACUGUGGUGUCUGUUGCGGGGGAUGACUUUGUGGUUGGUGUGGGAGAUACACGUCUCUCAGUUGGCUACUCCAUCCACUCGCGCAUGCAGUCCAAGAUCACAAAGCUGACUUCACGCUGCUGCAUUGCCUCCUCCGGUAUGCAGGCAGAUGUACAGACACUUCACAAGUGGCUUAAGACCCGUGUAGCGAUGUUCCAGCACCAGCACCGAGAGGAGCCUUCAGUGAUCGCAGUUGCACAGCUGCUCUCCACGGUGCUGUACUCUCGGCGAUUUUUCCCCUACUACACCUUCAACGUCCUCUUCGGCCUCGACUCGGAAGGGAAGGGCGCGGUGUUUGGCUACGAUGCGAUUGGGUCUUUUGAGCGCGCCAACUACAACUGUGCGGGCACUGGCAGUUCCCUUACCAUGUCGAUCUUGGACAAUCAGAUUGCCCAAAACAACCAGCAAAAGCAGAAGCCCAAGCUCACGAAAGAAGAGACCAUCGCACUCGUCCGAGGGAUUCUUGCGUCUGCAGGCGAACGGGACAUCUUUACAGGCGACCAGGCGGAGGUGGUGGUGAUCGACAGCAGCGGUAUUCACACCGAACUUGUUCCCCUACGGAACGAUUGA